Loxodonta africana (African savanna elephant) is the source of this 3583-nucleotide messenger RNA. RefSeq names its product protein tyrosine phosphatase 4A3 (gene PTP4A3). Gene Ontology annotation, cellular component: cytoplasm; nucleus. Lineage: Eukaryota; Metazoa; Chordata; Mammalia; Proboscidea; Elephantidae. The transcript is spliced from 5 exons. Bases 2952 to 3473 code for a protein of 173 amino acids. Gene Ontology annotation, molecular function: protein tyrosine phosphatase activity. Gene Ontology annotation, biological process: endothelial cell migration; protein dephosphorylation. The record is from RefSeq and is a predicted model, not a curated record.
GGAAGACCCUGCUGUGGGGAUACUGUGAGUCACUCUUCUUCCUGCAGAGAGAGAGGGGGCAGCCUGUGAGCAGGUGGGGAUGAUGGAAGCAAGGGGCUUGGGUUUAGCCCUGGCUGGAGGGGGUCACAGCAGGAAGGACCUAGGGGUACCUCAUCCAGCCCCUUGUCGUGCUGGUGGGGAAGCUCAGGCCCAGAGAGGCCAACGACGCCCAAGGUCUCCUGGCCUGUGCAUGGGUGGUGAUGGGGCUGGGUGCUUCUUCUGGGGCCCUUGCCUUAGGGAGAGACAGGUGUGGAGAAGCGUGUGGCUGCCUCAGGGGCUGGCGGCAUUCCUCCCCAGGCCCCUGUUACAUGUGACCCCACUCCUGGCCACCUGCUGCUCUUGCCACCUUGGCAUGUGCCUGGCGGUGCCCUCAGGUGUUGGGCGUCUGUCCUCACUUCUCUGAGCUCCUGGAGGGCAGAACCUGUUUUGUUUAUCUGCGGAGCUGUCAGGCCAUCUUGGGUAGCCCAAGGCAGGGUGACUUGGGGAACCAGAGCUGGUCCAGGGAAAAUUGUUCAAGAGUACAUGGCUGCCAGCGAGGCCACCGCCCCCCCUCCUUACUCCCUCACCCCAGCGGCCCAGCUCUACACCCAAGUCCCUCCCCUGAGGAUGGGCUGCUCCAGAAUAGUCGGGGCUCAGAACUGCCCCCUGAGCUGAGAGUUUCACAGAGGACAAGGCUGACUGUCCUGGGGGGCGAGGGGUGUCUUCUGGUCACAGACUGCGGCCAGGCUCAGGGCUCAGCCUGUGUCACCUAUGACAGGGCCGUGAUCCACGCGUUGGGCUUCAGAGGGCUCCGUGUGUGUGUGUGUGUGUGUGAGAAAGAGAGCAGGUGAGCGUAUGUGUGUGAUCAUAAGUGUGUGUGUUGAGAGCCUGUGUAGGUGUUAGUGCAUGCACACGUGUGUGUGUUGUGUACAUGUCUGCACGUACAUGUGUGAGUGCACGUGCAUGUGCGAGCGUUGUGAACAUGUGUGAGCACACGCACAUGUGUGAGUGUUGUGGGCAUGUGUGUCAGUGCAUGCACGUGUGUUGUGAGCAUGUGAGUGCAUGCAUGUGUGGGUGUUGUGCACAUGUGAGUGUGUGCACACGUGUGUGUUGUGAGCAUGUGUGUGAGUGCACACACAUGUGUGUUAGCAUGUGAGUGCAUGCAUGUGUGUGGGUGUUGUGCACAUGUGAGUGUGAGUGCGCACACGUGUGUUGUGAGCAUGCGUGAGUGCACAUACAUGUGUGUUGUGAGCAUGUGAGAGUGCACACGUGUGUGUUGUGAGCAUGAGUGCAUGCACAUGUGUGUUGUGAGCAUGUGUGUGUCUGCACGUGUGUUGUGAGCAUGUGAGUGCAUGCACAUGUGUGUCGUGAACAUGAGUGUGAGCGCAUGCACGUGUGUUGUGAACAUGUGAGUUCACACGUGUGGUGCACAUACGUGAGUGCACGCACGUGCAUGAGUGUUGUGAGCAUGUGUGUGUGAGUGCACGUAGAUGUGCGCAUGUGUGUGAGUGCCUGCACGCAUGAGUGUUGUGGGCAUGUGAGUGUAUGCACAUGUGUGUUGUAUGUGUGUGAGUGUAUGCACAUGUCUUGUGAGCAUGUGAGUGCAUGCACGUGUGUUGUGAACCUGUGAGUGUGAGUGCAUGCAUGUGCGUGUUGUGAACGUGUGUUGUGUGCAUGUGAGUGAGUGCAUGCACAUGUGGGAGUGUUGUGAGCAUGUGUGUGUGAGUGCACGUAGAUGUGUGUUGUGAGCAUGUGUGUCAGUGCAUGCACACGUGGGAGUGUUGUGAGCAUGUGUGUGCACACAUGUGAGUGUUGUGAGCACCCGUGUGUCAGUGCACGCAUGUGUGAGUGUCACGAGCAUGAGCGUGAGUGCACACAAGUGUGAGUGUUGUUUGUGUGUGUGUGAUGGUGUGAGUGUGCCCCACAGCCCCGUCUUCUGGGUCACGCACUGAAGCCUCCGUCUCUCCCUGUCUGCCCCGCCCUGCGGCAGCGCAGCCACCUCAGGGCCCUAGGGCAGCCCUGGCCAGGAGCAGUUCUUCCUUAAGCUCUGGUGAGAGGAAACUGCGGUCCCAGGAGAUGCCUGGACGUGACGGGGGGGUGGGCAGGCAGGGCUGCAGCCCCUCGCAGGAGACCAACCGCCCCGUGACUCUCUGUCCUCUCCCCCAGAUGUGGCCUGCUGCUGACCAGCCCGGAGUCCAUGGAGAGCCCCUCGGGAAGUGGAGCUGAGUACUCCCCCGCCCAGCACUGCCGAGGUGCCCACCACCGCUGAGGAGGCCGUGCCACUGGCCCUCGCCGUUGCUCUCGCCCGCCCCUGGCCGCCGCUGCCCGGCCCGGGGCCGGCUCUGCCACCUGAGCCCCCUGCCCCCCUCCUGGACUCGCCGUGCCCCGAUGGGGUAACGUGACAGGGGCCCCGCACAUCAGACGCCACUGCAUGCCCGCCUGCCCUGCCACCUGUGACCCUCACCUUAAGGCCGCCCUUGUCUGUCGAUUCAAGUUCCUUUUUCCUUUGGCCGAGGGGGUCAGGGGCCUGCCCACCAAUGUGGAGAGUGCGCCUCAACCAUGGACACUCUGGGCUUUUUAAAUUUCCUUUGCUGAGUUUUUUUGGUGAUUGUUACUUUUUUUGGCCCUUAUAAUUAUCCGGCUCUGAGAUACAGGGGUCAGGAGUUGCCCAUUUGACUUCUGGAGGACUGUUCUGUUUCUUUUUGAAGAGCUGGGUUUUUUUUUGUUGUUUUUUUUUUUUUUAACUAAACAGUGCCACCCCUUUCCAGAAUUUGCACAAUAUUUGUGCAUGGUGUAGGGGUGGAGGUUUUUAAACACUUUCUCUCGGACAAGCACAGGGAUCUCGUUCUGGUCGAGUUUUGAGGGGCUGGUGGGGUUUCUCUCCUCUGUACCCCAGGCCCCCCAGCUCCUUCCAGCCCCCGCGGGGCGGCGCCAUGGCGCGGAUGAACCGGCCCGCCCCCGUGGAGGUGAGCUAUAAGAACAUGCGCUUCCUCAUCACGCACAACCCCACCAACGCCACCCUCAGCACCUUCAUCGAGGACCUGAAGAAGUAUGGGGCCACCACUGUGGUACGUGUGUGUGAGGUGACCUACGACAAGGCCCCGCUGGAGAAGGAUGGCAUCACUGUGGUGGACUGGCCGUUUGACGAUGGGGCGCCCCCGCCUGGGAAGGUUGUGGAGGACUGGCUGAGCCUGCUCAAGGCCAAGUUCUGCGACGACCCUGGCAGCUGUGUGGCGGUGCACUGCGUGGCCGGCCUGGGACGGGCCCCGGUCCUCGUGGCGCUGGCCCUGAUCGAGAGCGGGAUGAAGUAUGAGGAUGCCAUCCAGUUCAUCCGACAGAAGCGGCGUGGCGCCAUCAACAGCAAACAGCUUACCUACUUGGAGAAAUACCGGCCCAAACAGAGACUGCGGUUUCGAGACCCACACACGCACAAAACCAAGUGCUGCGUCAUGUAGCUCAGGAUGGGCCGGUCCAGGAGGGCUGCAGCCACCGGCUCCGUCAGUUCCCUUUUUAGUCCGUCGCCCGUUGAGGGCCCGAGUUCUCCAGCCCUGCUGUGUGUGUCUGC